AUGGCAAUUAGUAAAGUGUGUGGAAAGUUUGACACUUUCAGGAGGACUUUUCGCGAUGGAUUGGAUGAGUCUAACCAAUAUCGUUUUACAAAUAAUUUAUUUAAGAAAUAUUGUCCUAAUGGAAAAUGUGAUAAAGAUCUUGAUAAGAUUAAUGCUGGAUGUUUAUCGUUAUUUUAUGAAUUUUUCGGUAAAUAUGGUUCUUCAUUUGACACUCGUAUUUAUAAGGAUGAAGCUUUAAGUAUAAUGAUUUGGUUAGGCUAUAUAUUAAGCCUAAAGUCACAUGAGGGAAUCAACACAUUAAACGAUUUUUAUUCUAUGUAUAUAGAAAAUGACACGAAGUACACUGAGAAUAAUAUUAUUGAACAAAAACAUAAAAAUUAUAAGGAAAUCAUAGAUGCAAUAAAGGAAUAUAUGGAUAUUGAUAUUAGUUAUAUGUCUAAAUUUUAUGAAUUACUUAAAUUAUUAUGUGAAAUGAAUACUGCUUAUACGACAAAUAAAAGUACCGAGUUUUCACAACAUGCUAAUAAAUUUGUUUGUGAAUAUGGAAUACUCCUUAAUGAUGAUAAAAAUAUUGACAACAGUACAUACAGUAAAGUAUUACGUGUUGUGUCCAAUUAUUAUAAUAAUUUUGAAAAUGGCAGAAAUUUUAAUAAUACAGAAAUGAAAUUUCCUACAUUACCAACAAAAAAAGCAACCAAAAAAGUUGAACUAGAAAGUUCUGAAGAAAUUAAAACAGCUGAGCCCUCGAAUGAAACAGAUAAAUCAAAUAUUAUAAUGACGCCCCCGAUUUCUAUUACUACAAUAUCAGGCUCAUCACUAGUAAACAAAAUAAUUCCAGUAUUAUCGAUAUUUGGUGCAAUAGCAUUUUUUAUAGGAAUUUCUUAUAAGUAUUCGUUGUUUGGAUUUCGGAAACGAUCUCAAAAACAUUUAAGAAAAAAGCUAAAAAAAUAA
Plasmodium yoelii is the source of this 951-nucleotide messenger RNA. RefSeq names its product PIR protein. NCBI's taxonomy places the organism in Eukaryota, Apicomplexa, Aconoidasida, Haemosporida, Plasmodiidae. The coding region runs from base 1 to 951 and encodes 316 amino acids. The transcript is spliced from 3 exons. The record is from RefSeq and is a predicted model, not a curated record.